CCUCUUCUACUACUACAGGAUGGAGGACGAGGCGGUGGUGGACCGCGGGGCGUCCUUACUCAAACACCUUUGUGACGAGGAGGAGGUAGAGGGUCACCACACCAUUUACAUUGGAGUGCGUGUUCCUAAAAGCUCUCGGCGUCGGAGGCGCCACCGCCGGAGAACCAGCCACAAGGACAGAAAGGAGAAGUUGACGGGGAGCGAGUUUGACAAGUCGGACACAGAAAACAACGACGAGGCCAGCAACAGCAUCCUCAAACCUCUCAUCUCGCCGGCAGCCGAGAGGAUCCGAUUCAUCUUAGGGGAGGACGAUGACGGCCCGGCGCCCCCGCAGCUCUUCACCGAGCUGGACGAGCUGCUGGAGGUGGACGGGCAGGAGAUGGAGUGGAAAGAGACGGCCAGGUGGAUAAAGUUUGAGGAAAAGGUGGAGAAAGGAGGGGAGCGUUGGAGUAAACCCCACGUGGCGACGCUGUCCUUGCACAGCCUGCUGGAGCUGCGCACCUGCAUAGAGAAAGGCACCAUCAUGCUGGACAUGGAGGCUUCCACUCUCCCUCAGGUUGUUGAGAUGAUCACUGACAACCAGAUAGAGAUCGGCCAGCUGAAAGCAGACCUGAAGGACAAGGUGACGUACACGUUGCUACGGAAACACCGCCACCAGACCAAGAAGUCCAACCUCCGCUCUCUGGCCGACAUUGGGAAAACGGUUUCCAGCGCAAGUAGGCUGUUUUCCAACCAGGACAACGAUAGUCCGACAACGCCUCACAAGAACCUGACAUCCAGCAGCAUGAAUGACAUCUCUGACAAACCAGAGAAAGACCAGCUGAAAAACAAGUUUAUGAAGAAGUUGCCAAGAGACGCGGAGGCCUCCAACGUUCUGGUGGGGGAGGUGGACUUCCUGGACGCCCCGUUUGUGGCGUUUGUUCGUCUGCAGCAAGCCGUGAUGCUGGGAGCGUUGACCGAAGUUCCCGUUCCCACAAGGUUUUUGUUCAUACUGCUUGGACCCAAAGGCAAAGCAAAGUCAUAUCAUGAGAUUGGCAGAGCAAUCGCCACACUGAUGUCUGAUGAGGUCUUUCAUGAUAUUGCCUACAAGGCGAAGGACAGGCAGGACCUGCUGGCCGGGAUCGAUGAGUUCCUGGACGAGGUGAUUGUUCUUCCUCCUGGAGAGUGGGACCCCACCAUCAGGAUAGAGCCUCCCAAAUCUCUACCAUCCUCUGAUAAAAGGAAAAACAUGUACGCAGGAGGAGAUUCCCAGAUGAACGGAGACAUGCCUCAUGAUGGCGGUCAUGGAGGAGGAGGCGGGCACGCUACGGGGGAUGAGCUGAAGAAGACAGGAAGGUUUUGUGGUGGUCUCCUUCUUGACAUCAGGAGAAAAGCGCCUUUCUUUAUCAGUGACUUCACCGACGCUCUAAACAUUCAGGCCCUGUCGGCCAUUUUGUUUAUUUACCUGGGAACUGUGACAAACGCCAUCACCUUCGGUGGUCUGCUGGGGGACGCUACAGAAAACAUGCAGGGUGUGCUGGAGAGUUUUCUGGGCACUGCCAUCGCUGGUGGCGUUUUCUGCUUGUUGGGGGGUCAGCCUCUCAUUAUUCUGAGCAGCACCGGUCCGGUUCUGGUGUUUGAAAGGCUUCUCUUUAACUUCAGCAGGGAUAACGAUUUCGACUACAUGGAGUUCCGGCUGUGGAUCGGCCUGUGGUCGGCGUUCUUCUGCCUGGUGCUCGUUGCCACUGACGCCAGCUUCCUGGUGAAGUACUUCACCCGCUUCACGGAGGAGGGCUUCUCCUGUCUCAUCAGCUUCAUCUUUAUCUACGAUGCCUUCAAGAAAAUGAUCAAAUUAGCUCACCACUACCCCAUCAACUCAGUGUACAGCACGGAAAACAUCACGCGGUACGGAUGUCUCUGCAUGGGCCCCACGCUCUUAGAAAAUGAGACGGAGCUGCUUGACGAUCCUUUAGAAGACACGUCAGUGUGGUACAUGAACUACACAGGCCUGCCACCAAACCGCUCAUGGUCGAGCCUCACCAUGUCAGAGUGUUUAAUGUACAAAGGAGAGCUGGUGGGAGAGGCGUGUGGCUACGUCCCAGACAUCACCCUCAUGUCCUUCAUCCUCUUCUUCGGUACCUACACCACCUCCAUGUGUCUUAAGAAGUUCAAAACAAGCCCCUUUUUCCCCACCACUGUGAGGAAACUCAUCAGUGACUUCGCCAUCAUCUUGGCCAUUCUUAUCUUUUGUGGAGUUGAUAUUUUCGUGGGAGUUGACACUCCUAAACUUAUCGUGCCAACCGAAUUUAAGCCAACAAGCCCGAAGCGGGGUUGGUUUGUGCCCCCGUUUGGAGGAAACCCCUGGUGGGUCUACCUGGCCUCCGCCCUGCCUGCUCUCCUCGUCACCAUCCUGAUCUUCAUGGACCAACAGAUCACCGCUGUGAUUGUCAACAGGAAGGAGCACAAGCUAAAGAAAGGGGCAGGUUACCAUCUGGAUCUGUUCUGGGUGGCGGUUCUGUUGGUGGUUUGCUCCUUCAUGGGCCUGCCGUGGUAUGUGGCCGCCACCGUCAUCUCCAUCGCCCACAUCGACAGUCUGAAGAUGGAAACGGAAACGUCGGCGCCGGGAGAGCAGCCCAAGUUCCUGGGAGUGAGAGAGCAGAGGGUCACUGGAGUGUUGGUGUUCAUGCUGACAGGACUGUCUGUGUUCAUGUCUCCAAUUUUAAAGUUUAUCCCCAUGCCGGUCCUGUAUGGAGUCUUCUUAUACAUGGGAGUUGCUUCUCUUAAUGGAGUUCAGUUUAUGGACCGGCUGAAGCUGCUGCUGAUGCCGGCCAAGCAUCAGCCGGACCUGGUUUACCUGAGGCACGUUCCCCUCAGGAAAGUCCACCUCUUCACCUUCAUCCAGAUCCUCUGCUUGGCUCUGCUCUGGAUCCUCAAGUCCACCGUGGCGGCCAUCAUUUUCCCCGUCAUGAUUCUUGCUCUGGUUGCUGUCAGGAAAGCCAUGGACUACAUGUUCUCCCAGCACGACCUGAGCUUCCUGGACGACGUCAUUCCAGAGAAAGACAAGAAGAAGAAGGAGGAUGAGAAGAAGAAAUGUGGCAGUGUGGACAGUGAUGGUGAAGAUGAGAGAAGCCCCUGUCAUUCCUUGAUCGACACACAUCGUGCUGAGCAGCUCCGCUUCUACCAGGACAGCUACUUAUCCAGCCCGGAGAUGACCCCGCUGAAGUCAGUGCCUCAGAUCAGGAUAGACAUGGAGCCGGAAGACGAAGACACGUUUUACUGGAGGGGCCGGGGAUCCGAAACGUCGCUGUAGACCACCAACCUGCAGCUUCCUGUCAAAUUAAUCUUAACUUUCUGCUUCUUUUAUGAUUUUAAGAGGUUUGUUUUGAAUUGCUGGGACUUAAAAAGGGAUAAUUUUUAAAUACGUCUGUCUUCACCGUCAUGUUGGUAUUUCUCUCACACCUUCACAGUCUCACUUGUUGAUUAAAUAUAACUCCUUACUGCUGAUCUAUGCAACUGCUGCCACAGUAAAUGCUGCAGCGCUCUCACUAAACAUGGAGUGCCGUCCCAUCUCUUUUUAUACACUCAUAUAUAUAUAUGUAUAAAUACAAAUAUGACCUUUCAGAUUUUUUUAUAUAAACUGAACUACUCUAACAUUUUCCUGUAGCAGGAAAGUUAUGUUUUUAUAGCUCUACCUCUUGUUUUAGAUUCAAAUCUUAUUAUGAACAAAUAAUUCUUGGAGUUUUGAGAUUUUCUCUCUGUCCUUUCCUAGAAUUGCAAUAAUUUAAGAAAUGUGCUGUAUUAUAGCUUGUAAAGGAAGUAAAAUAGAGAUUUAAUAUAAUUAACUAUAAGUUAACAGAGCACAGUUGAGUGUGCUGAUUUGAUUGCUUCUGUUUGUUUAUAAUCAAAUCUUUUACACCUUUUCUUCCAAACUGUUUUUUAUUAACAUAUUUUUGUUUUCUGUUGAUUUUUAAAAAGUGAUCAUUUUCUGUAAAUGUCGGUCACAUUUCCUGUGUAUUUUUCUAUGAUGUGGGUAGAAGAUGAUCAUAAUCAUCCAACCUUUCUCAUCCAAACUGGAACCUGAACUGGGAAUGCAGAUCAUAUUAAUACAUGACUGUGCUGCAUAAACUCCUGUACCUAAGUGGCCCAUAAAGGAUCAAUUUGAACUGGAAGAAAUGAAGGAAACAAGAUGUGGAAAUGAUAUUCAUGACGGCUUGUGUUCACAGCAGGAAUGUGUGUAUUUUAUCAGCUGUCAUCUGAUUUAUGGGUUGUUUUUGUUCAGUGUCAGUAAAGAGCACCUCUAUCUCAGUUGUAGGGUUUUAUAUAUCAGGACAAAAUAUCCUUCUGAACUCUGAAAUUGGUUUAAAUGUGACCGCAAAGGUGAAAAAAAGUCAAAAAAGAUACUUUUCUCCAACUGGAAAAUGAAUAGAGUUCAGACUGUUGGAAAAUUUCAUCAUAAUUCUUCCAAACUUGGUGGAUCAUUGCUGACGUCUCCAUAUUAGCACACAAAGAUCAUGUUUUCAUACAGAUGCUCACUCUGAUCCCUCUAUUUUCAAUCCUUCACUUUGUUUUCCAACUCAACGCUCUGCAGGUUUUCCAGUGGAGUUAUUAGUUCACCGCCUGUCAGAAAGCUGCAGAGGAAAACUGACACUUUAUUGUUAAAUUAACUUGAGUCUUUCUAGAGAAGAAAAAAUGGUUUAUUGUAGAAUUUCUAUUUUUCAAAUGAAAUGUAUAUUGAAAAUAAACGGUUAUCAAACACC
Xiphophorus maculatus (southern platyfish) is the source of this 4736-nucleotide messenger RNA. RefSeq names its product solute carrier family 4 member 4 (gene slc4a4a). Gene Ontology annotation, molecular function: solute:inorganic anion antiporter activity; sodium:bicarbonate symporter activity; monoatomic anion transmembrane transporter activity. The record is from RefSeq and is a predicted model, not a curated record. The coding region runs from base 20 to 3289 and encodes 1089 amino acids. The transcript has 24 exons. Gene Ontology annotation, biological process: monoatomic anion transport; regulation of intracellular pH; bicarbonate transport. NCBI's taxonomy places the organism in Eukaryota, Metazoa, Chordata, Actinopteri, Cyprinodontiformes, Poeciliidae. Gene Ontology annotation, cellular component: plasma membrane; basolateral plasma membrane.